Jatropha curcas is the source of this 1700-nucleotide messenger RNA. RefSeq names its product glucan endo-1,3-beta-glucosidase 12. NCBI's taxonomy places the organism in Eukaryota, Viridiplantae, Streptophyta, Magnoliopsida, Malpighiales, Euphorbiaceae. Gene Ontology annotation, molecular function: hydrolase activity, hydrolyzing O-glycosyl compounds. The record is from RefSeq and is a predicted model, not a curated record. Gene Ontology annotation, biological process: carbohydrate metabolic process.
AUAAAAAUCACCUUCUCCGCCUCUAAUUUAACCAGUUAACCUAAUACCUCGCUUGUCUCCAUCUCAUGCUCUGCUUUUCCAAGAUACAGAGCAUGGCGUCUCUCUCAUUUUUCUUUUUGCUUCUCUCUUUCUUUGUUUUUGCAGAUGCAACAGGUAAAAUUGGAGUCAACUAUGGCAGAAUAGCCAAUAACUUACCCACACCGGAAAAAGUGGUGGAGCUUUUGAAGUCACAAGGGAUCAACCGAGCCAAGCUAUAUGAUACUGAUUCUACCGUUUUAACAGCUCUCGCCAACUCAGGGAUAAGCGUCGUCGUUGCUCUUCCCAACGAGCUCCUUGCCUCUACUGCCGCCGAUCAGUCAUUUGCAGAUAAAUGGGUUCAAGCAAAUAUUUCUCAGUAUUAUCCACAAACACAAAUAGAAGCCAUUGCUGUUGGUAAUGAGGUUUUUGUUGACCCCAAUAACACAACCAAAUUUCUCGUACCCGCCAUGAAAAACGUUUAUAACUCUCUUGUUAAGUUUAAUCAUUCUUCUAUUAAAAUCUCGUCUCCUAUAGCUCUUAGUGCUCUACAGAGUUCUUACCCGUCUUCAGCCGGGUCGUUCAAACCCGAUUUGGUUCCUGUAAUGAAACCCAUGUUGGAGUUCCUGCGUCAAUCCGGAUCGUAUCUUAUGAUUAAUGCGUACCCUUUUUUCGCUUACUCUGCUAACUCAAAAGAAAUCUCUUUAGAUUAUGCUCUGUUUAAAGAGAACCCAGGUGUUGUGGAUUCAGGUAGCGGAUUAAAAUACAAUAGCCUUUUGGAAGCCCAACUCGACGCUGUUUUUGCUGCCAUGUCUGCUAUUCAAUACAGCGACGUAAAGAUGGUGGUGACUGAAACCGGGUGGCCUUCAAUGGGAGACGAGGACGAGAUUGGUGCAGGAGAGGAAAAUGCGGCGUCAUAUAAUGGAAAUUUAGUGAAGAGAGUCUUGACAGGCAAUGGGACCCCUUUGAGACCACAGGACCCACUUAACGUUUACUUAUUUGCCUUGUUUAAUGAAAACCAGAAACCGGGUCCCACAUCAGAGAGGAAUUAUGGGUUGUUUUACCCUAACGAACAGAAAGUAUACGACAUACCACUAACACAGAAAGAGUUAGUGAAUAGCCAAUCAACGCCGGUGAGCGGGAACAAGAGUCAAGUUCCGGUGACCGGAGAAGUGUCUAAGACUUCGGUGGGCCAGACUUGGUGUGUAGCCAAUGGAAAUUCUGGAAAAGAGAGGCUACAAGCAGGGCUAGAUUAUGCCUGCGGAGAUGGAGCUGCAGAUUGCCGUCCGAUCCAAGAAGGUGCGACGUGUUAUAAUCCAAAUACAUUGGAGGCCCACGCUUCGUAUGCUUUUAACAGUUAUUAUCAAAAGAAAGCCCGUGCUGCUGGCACGUGUUCUUUUGGUGGUGCAGCUUAUGUGGUCACGCAACCUCCUAGAUAUGGGAACUGUGAGUUUCCUACUGGAUACUGAUUGGACAAUAAAUACAAGUGAUUAGCGAAAUAUCAGCUGCAGAUUUGCUAUAUUUAUUUUUUAUUAUUUUUUUACUACUAGAUAUUAUAUGGAAAUUAGGAAGUAUUUCUUAUUUUCAUUUUUUUUUUCAUACAUGUUUAUUAUUAUUAGUAUAUAAAUAAUAAUUCUUAUAUAGUCAUGAUGAGUAGUUGUGAUUAUUAUGAGUUGGUUUGACAA